AUGACUUUAAAUGUGUUACAAUCCAAGGAUUUUUUUGUCAGCAAACAUAUUGUGAAUAGUGGGGAUAAAAUAAAGACUGCUUCAAAAUUAGUUAAUGCAGUUUCUUUCAGGAAUCAAAAUUUUGAAAGAGUAAAUAUGUUUGACACCACAGCCACAUUAGCUGCAGAUGCCUUCGGAAUCGGUUUUCAUAAAUUAUGUGAUUGUGAAAUAAAACAUUUGAAAAGGUUAUGGUCAACUGAACUCAAACACACACGGAAUUUUGAAGGACUGAAAACGAGAAAACGAAAACGAAAAGCGUUCAAUGUAUUUAACAGGUCUCAGUUGACCCACAGAGAAGGUCUCGACACAAUUAUCGGUCAGUGUAAUGUUAAAACUGACUCAAUCUGCCAAAUAUUUCCUUAG
Molecule: messenger RNA, 402 nt
Organism: Echinococcus granulosus
Lineage: Eukaryota; Metazoa; Platyhelminthes; Cestoda; Cyclophyllidea; Taeniidae
Exons: 3
Coding region: 1-402 (133 amino acids)
Source: RefSeq, a predicted model, not a curated record